Rosa rugosa (rugosa rose) is the source of this 1038-nucleotide messenger RNA. RefSeq lists its product as uncharacterized. Bases 140 to 784 code for a protein of 214 amino acids. Lineage: Eukaryota; Viridiplantae; Streptophyta; Magnoliopsida; Rosales; Rosaceae. The transcript is spliced from 2 exons. The record is from RefSeq and is a predicted model, not a curated record.
AGUUGCAUCUCCUUCACUCUUCCUAUAAAUAUGACCACAGGCUCUAUUUCAUUUCUACUCCAUUCCUCUCAUUUCUCCAAUUCUCAUUCCCUAAUUUCUACCCCACCACCUUUCCAGUCCCUCAUCAGCCACAGCAACCAUGAAGAACUGCGAAAAAUCUCAAAUCCUAAUGCUUUCUCUGAUAGCCAUUCUUCUCAUCGUCACACCUCUUUUAUCCUCGUCAGUAAGAACUACCUAUCUCUACAUCAUCACUAACCUCCUCAUCAUUGCCCUCGGAGCACAGGCCGGUGUUCUUAGAGCCUUUUCCAAGCCUAUAGAUCAUGAGAAGAAGAACCCAGUUUCUGUUCCUCAAAAACCUGUGUUGGCGGUGCCCUCAGAAUUAGCCUCUACUGAGAAAAGGGUUGCUGCCCAAAAUGAUGAAGAUCAAAGGGUUACUUCGGAAUGUUCCGAAAAGAAUGGUGCUAAUAAGGUUGUUGCAAAAAGCAAGUCUCAGAAGGUUACUUGCACUGUGAAAAUGGAGAGCGUGAAAAAGUGUCCUUCCAUGCCUAGCCUUUUCUUCAUAGGUGGUGGUGAGACUGAGACUGAAUUAGGAGCUCAUAAUGAUGAUGAUGAUGAGGUUGAGGACUUCCAUCAAGUAGAGGAGGAAGAAGAUGUAGCAGAUCUUAGUGGUCAAGAGCUAUUAAUCAAAGCUGAGACUUUUAUCGGGAACUUCUACAAGCAGUUGAAGAUGCAGAGGGAAGAGUCAUGGAAAAGGAUUCAUGGGAUUUAUCACAAAGCCUUCUAAUGACUGGGUCAUUGGUUUUUGGAGUUGUGAUUUGUCAGUGGCCGGGGAACCGUAUCAUUCAACUAUCAUGGUUCUUUUCAAAUACUGGUUUUGUACAGACUUUGUGUAGGGGUUAUGCUAGAUUAUUCCUGUUUUCACAACAAGGGGGCUAGCUUGUCAACAAAAACAAAGGGGAUAUUGGUUAAUUACAUAUAAAAUUUCUUGUAUUGAACGACUAUCAUUUCAACUAAUGUAUGAAUAUAAGUUUUGAUUUA